UUUCUUAGUUAAUUAGGUUAGGGUUCUUUUGGGGGCUAAAAUAUUUGCAUCAAUCGCCAUCGGCAUAAUCGAGAUUGGGUUUUGAGAUUUUGAUUUUUAAGAAUCGUUAAAUCAGGGGAGGGUUGAGAGAUAGGGGCAUGGAGAAUGGUCACGAUCGGAAAUUGGCUGAAAAGCUAUCGGGUUUGGCCCUCAACGACGAUAGCUUGUUUCAGGUCAUGAAAGCUGUUGAGGCCGCCGAAGCCACCAUUAAGCAACAGGCGGAAGAGAAUUGUCGGUUGAGGUCCGAGCUCCAGAAGAAACUUGAGCAGCUCGAAAAAUAUAAAGAGGAAAGUGUUAACAAUCAAAAUGCUUCUGCAAAGGAAGCUACCGAUACCAUCUUAAAUGGUACUUUGAAAGCAUUUUCUGCUGCUGCUGCUUCUGAUAGUAAUACGGGUCCUGCUAUUUCUCGUCUCUCUUCGCCCUCUACGGCUACCACUUUUUCGCCAACCAGGUACCAGUUAGAAGAAGAAUACAGUUCUAGAUUGCCACAGGGUCUCAUACCAAUGGCUAAUUCCAAUUCCAUUUGGAAACAGGAUGCUUCUAUCAAGGGUCGAGAAAAUGAGGAAGUGAUUUUGCAGAUGCGCAAACAGCUUGCUGAAUUUUCCGUCAAGGAAGCACAAAUUCGUAAUGAAAAAUAUGUUCUUGAAAAGCGAAUUGCUUAUAUGCGUCUGGCCUUUGAUCAACAACAACAGGACCUUGUUGAUGCUGCCUCUAAAGCUCUCUCUUAUAGGCAAGACAUAAUUGAGGAAAAUAUUCGUCUAACAUAUCAGUUACAGGCUGCGCAGCAAGAAAGAACAACUUUUGUGUCCUCUUUGCUUCCACUAUUGGCGGAAUAUUCCCAGCGGCCAACAGUUCCUGAUGCUCAAUCCAUUGUAAGCAACGUCAAGGUUCUAUUUAAACAUCUGCAAGAGAAGCUUCUUAUCACUGAGUCAAAGCUAAAGGAAUCGCAGUAUCAGUUGACACCUUGGCGGUCGGAUGUCAAUCAUUCCAAUUUUGCUCCCCAAUCCCCGUCUCAUUCCCUUGGUGCAACAUUGACAGCUUCAAACAAAAAUGGUCUCGAAUUGGUUCCGCAGUUGGUUUUUUCCCAAGGAAAGGCACAGAUAAUCUCUGAUGCUCAAACAGACUCCAAUUGGGAUCUACCUGGUCAGCACCAAGGUGGCUUGGGUGGUGGCAUUGCUUUAACAAAUUUGGAACCUGAUGAUUUGGGGAGGUAUUCACCCAUAGCAAGCAGCAAUAGUGAGAUGGAUUAUCCUGAUACUGAGGGACCCCAGAUUGAAAGAGAAUCUCCCUCCAAUUGGGGUUCAAGAAACUCACCUUAUACCUCACAUGAUGACCCCAGUUCCUCUUAUCCUUCUUAUCUGCCACCAGUUCUUGAAGAGCCUUCGUCUUCUUUUUCUGAGGCUGUUGAAGAUGAUCGACUUCCAGCUAUAGAAGGUCUCCAAAUUUCAGGGGAAGCUUAUCCAGGAAGGGAACUUCAGGCGUGUGGAUAUUCUAUUAAUGGAACAACCAGCUGUAAUUUCGAGUGGGUGCGGCAUAUGGAAGACGGAUCUGUUAAUUACAUUGAAGGAGCAAAGCAGCCAAACUAUCUUGUUACCGCCGAUGAUGUUGAUACCUACCUUGCUAUUGAAAUUCAGCCUUUAGAUAACAGGAAGCGCAAGGGAGAGCUGGUGAAGGUCUUCGCCAAUGAGCACAAGAAGAUCACAUGUGAUCCGGAGAUGCAAGCCCACAUAGAGAAGACUCUUCAUAGUGGUCAAGCUUCAUAUAAAGUUUCAUUUACGACAAGAUAUCUUGAUAUAUGGGAACCAGCUACGUUGACCAUUAAAAGAGACAGUUACAGUAUCAAGUUUAAUGGACCCAAUGGUCCUUUGGUGACUGAAAAGUUUCACCCGACCACUCAGAUUAAAAUUACAUAUGAAGAGCCUACAGAAUUUAUGAUUAUUGGAUCAAAUGGUGUUCAGCGCGUGUUACGAGCAGACAGUAGCCCUCAAGAUAAUAGCCGCUCAAGAGAUACAAUUGUGCUCACCUUGAGAUUAUUUAUAAUACGGGCUGGUGAGAGAAGAAAAGGGAAGAAGAGAGGAAUACUCUUUUAACAAGGCAUACAUGGUUCAUUCACCGUGCGGUUGAGUUAGAAACCUUGGUAUUGAGAUUGUGUAGAAUAUAUAUUUGAGAAUGCCCCCUCUAGAUUAACUAGUUAACUUGUUGGUAGCUAGCUUUAGUGGUCUAAUAUUCUUUACAGGCAGCAAUGUUGAGUUGUAAUUACAUUUUGAUUCGAUAAUUUCCAUCUUCAUUGCUGUCUUAUCUCGCUUAAUCACAAGAUGGUGUCCGGGAGUUUUUUUUUUUUUUUUUGUAUUACUUUCCGACCCCUUUAGAGGUCGUGUUUACAGGAAUGGUUGGUCAUUUUUGUGAUAUAUACGCUGUGGUUCUUUCCUU
Molecule: messenger RNA, 2469 nt
Organism: Hibiscus syriacus
Lineage: Eukaryota; Viridiplantae; Streptophyta; Magnoliopsida; Malvales; Malvaceae
Exons: 23
Coding region: 138-2129 (663 amino acids)
Cellular component (GO): plasma membrane
Source: RefSeq, a predicted model, not a curated record